Messenger RNA from Rhodofomes roseus, 2247 nucleotides. RefSeq names its product P-loop containing nucleoside triphosphate hydrolase protein. Gene Ontology annotation, molecular function: GTPase activity; GTP binding; microtubule binding. The transcript is spliced from 10 exons. NCBI's taxonomy places the organism in Eukaryota, Fungi, Basidiomycota, Agaricomycetes, Polyporales, Fomitopsidaceae. The record is from RefSeq and is a predicted model, not a curated record. The coding region runs from base 1 to 2247 and encodes 748 amino acids. Gene Ontology annotation, cellular component: membrane; cytoplasm; microtubule.
AUGUUCGAAAGAAGCAGUGUUUAUGAAGAAGCGAGGUCUGGCGACCUCGGCGACGUCGAUACCUCAGGCUACUCUGCGACUAGACGGCAAUUGUUGGAUAUCGCCAACAGUCUGCGCGGGACCGGUGUAUCCAUGGAUAUAGAGGUGCCUAUAAUUGCGGUAAUCGGAUCGCAAAGUACGGGGAAGUCAACCCUACUCGAGAGCAUAUGUAAGAUCACGCUGCCGAGAGCGAGCGGGACCUGCACGAGGUGCCCGACCGAAUGCCGCCUUUCGCGCUCUUCCGACCCCUGGCGAUGCACCGUCAGUUUGCGGUUUAUGAAGGACCGACGCGGGAACCCCGAUUUCCGCACAGUCCCAUUCGGCAACCCAAUCACGAACUCAGAGGAGGUCGCCGAGAGGAUCCACCGCGCUCAGCAUGCCAUCCUGAACCCAAGCACUCAAGCUAGCUUCUUCCUGAGUGGCGGCGAGCCGAGCACGCCCGAGACCACGUUCUCUAGUAACUGUGUGUCCUUGGAGAUCAGCGGCCCGGACAUCGUCGACCUAUACUUCGUUGACUUACCUGGACUGAUUGUCAGCGCGGGCAGCGGCAGUACCUCUACCGACAUAGAGUUGGUCAGGCAACUCGUCACCGAGUACGCGGAGAAGGAAGACUGUAUCAUGCUAGUGACUGUAACAUGCGAGACGGAAUUCGAGAAUCAAGGUGCUUAUCAGCUGGCGCGCACCUUUGACCCUACUGGCAGGCGAACCAUCGGUGUCCUCACCAAACCUGACCGCAUUGGGCGUGGUGAGGAGGAGCGAUGGAUCCACUUGCUCAAGAACGAGCUCCCCAGCCUUGCCCUUGCGAACGGCUGGUUCAGUGUGAAACAGCCAGACAACGUCGAGCUGAAGAAGGGGAUCACGCGUCAGCAGGCGCAACAGCAGGAGAAGGAUUUCUUCGCGAAUACGAGGCCUUGGAACCAGUUACCACCUGACUUCCGGCAGCGCUUGGGGACGCCUAACUUGAUGGAACGGUGCAGCGAUGUUUUGUGUCGUCUCAUCGCCAAAAGGCUCCCGGAAAUCCAAGCGAUGAUCCAAGAGAAACUGCGAACAGCUGAGAAUCAACUCGAAGAACUCCCGCAGGAGCCGGCGGAUCCUGUCAGCGAAGUGAAUCGGCUGAUCAGCGAGCUCUGCAGCACUUUGUCGCGGUAUGUCGAAGGCACUCCCGGUGCGGACGGACUGCUGCAGAUGAUUCGGCCAAAGAAGACGGAUUUCAUGUACGCGAUACGAACGACUGCGCCUGACUUCAGACCGUACGAGAAGUCAGGCGGAGACGGCCUGCUAUCCGGCCCGCUUAGUCUGCCGAAUUUCCUGGUGAACGAGGAAGAACCGAGUCUUCCACAGAACGACAGCUUUGCUAUCUAUAUUGACGAAGUUAAGGAGGUCGCUGACACGUCAGUGACGCGCGAGCUCCCCGACCACAUACCUUUCAUCGCUACCGAGCUGUUCAUCCGUCGGGCGGUUUCUCUUUGGAGGACGCCAGCCAUGCACUUGUUUGACUAUGUUGAGAACGUUAUGAACACGAGGAUCGCGGAGUUCAUACACGCUCAGUGCAAGGAUUAUCCUGAGCUGGAUUACCAAGUCUCGACUGUGGUCAGCGACUUCAUGAAUUGUCGCUCCGAGGCAACGAAAGAGCGCAUUAGAUGGCUGCUCGACCUCGAGGAACGUCCCCGCAUAGUCAACGACUACCAGUACCGCGACUAUCGCACGAAGUUCCUGAGAUGGUACAAGAGUCAUCGUUCGCAGUUCCACAACAUCCCGCUGCUUCACAAGCUACAGCAGCACAUCCCCGACGCCGCCUCGGGAUUGGACGAGAAGCUUAGGAUAGUUGCAGAAGCGUUCGGCGCACUAGACGAUAGCCUCCGGGAGUUCAGUCCAGUCAAUCUCGUCAAGGUGCUUCGGACGGAUCCUUACGACUCUGCGCUCGAUAUCAUGGCAAGCGUCCGCGCAUACUUCCAAAUCGCUUACAAGCGCUUCGUCGAUAAUGUCCCGAACGCCAUCGACCAUGAGCUCGUGUUGGGGCUGAAUCGCGGGCAUGCACUCGAGAUGGUCCUCAGGAAGGAGCUCGGCCUCAGUGGGCCUAAUGUGGAGCACUUGUGUGCUGACUAUCUGCGGGAGGACGAGGACACUGCGGUUCGCCGUGCGGACUCGAUGAACAGCAUUGAACGACUCAAGCGGGCAAAGGGCGAGUUAACGAGGGUGCGCAUGUGA